Messenger RNA from Prunus mume (Japanese apricot), 579 nucleotides. The record is from RefSeq and is a predicted model, not a curated record. Lineage: Eukaryota; Viridiplantae; Streptophyta; Magnoliopsida; Rosales; Rosaceae.
AUGCUUGAGAAGAAUCCGAAACAAUGGCAUGAGAAGCUGUCAGAAACUCUGUGGGCAUAUAGAACUUCAAAAAGAGAAGCGACUGGCAUGACUCCCUAUGCGUUAACCUACGGUCAUGAUGCAAUUCUGCCUAUGGAGAUAGCUGUUCAGUCCCUCAGAAUUGCUCACCAACAUGACUUAGAAGGAGAAAACUACUCCCAGGCUAUGCUGCUGGAACUGGAAGGAUUGGAUGCAGGCAGAAUAGACACUCUCAACAAACUCCUGGCAGGAAAACAGGCUGUAUCAAGGGCCUACAACAAGAGAGUCAGGGACAAGAGUUUUGAAGAAGGGGAGAUAGUCUGGAAGGCAGUUCUGCCCCUCGGAACCCAUGUGGCUGGUUAUGGAAAAUGGUCGCCUACAUGGGAAGGCCCUUUCAUAAUCAACCAGAUCCUCGGAAUGGGGGCAUACAGGUUGCAGGAUAGGGAUGGAGAAGUUCAUACGGCCCCAAUCAAUGGCAAAUGGUUAAAAAAGUUUUAUCCAACCAUGUGGGAUGCGCAGGCUGUACAAACAGACCCCGGGAUAGACACAAGAUUACACUAG